Messenger RNA from Vicugna pacos (alpaca), 3164 nucleotides. The record is from RefSeq and is a predicted model, not a curated record. NCBI's taxonomy places the organism in Eukaryota, Metazoa, Chordata, Mammalia, Artiodactyla, Camelidae.
CCAGAUCCCUGCAGCGCGGGCGGGCGGCGUCGCAGAGCGGAGCCAGCUAGAAGCGCCCGGACUCCUGCAGAGCCCUGACGCUGUGUCCUGUGCUUCGUAGCCCUCAGACUGGGCUUGUUGGACAGUGACAGGGCGAGGUGGUCUGCAGUUACCAAUUGACUCUUUGGCCCCCAUCUCACCUUAAAAAGAACCUUGAAAACUAUACUAGAAAAAUGUUCUUUCUGCUUUUUCCAGAAUUUUCUUCUUUAUGAUGGAAUUCUGCCCAAUGGAUUGGGAAAAAGACCACAAAGAUCAUGGGCUAGGUAAACUAUGGUUAUUUCCGGAAAACAUGUUUAUUAUCAAUGAGAAACCCAGAAAAAUCACAGAAGGCUGCACUCUGAGUCGAAUGCAUCAAAAAAGCCAACCAGCAAACCAACUCAUAAGACAUUAUUGUGUGGUGCCCUGUGCCCCGUACUACAGACAUCAAGGGCGGGCAGAAUCUAAGACAUGUUCUCUGAACUUGAAUUUACAGCAGGCCUGGAAACUCAAGAUUAACCAGCCCAAGACAGGACAAUACAAGAUGCUAAAUAUGAGUGUGGCAAGCAGCAGGCAGAGCGGGGGUUAGGAAGCCCAAGCUGCAGAUGAAGAAAAUAAGGCAAAGGGAGCCCUGGACUUGGUCUUAGCCAGGGGUCUUCUGACACCAAGUCCAUCAUCUUCAGGUUUCACAAGGAGAGCAGUGGAAGCAGAGCAUCCUUGGAGGUGGUGGAGUUUGAAUUUCAUCCUGCAGCUGGCUUUUGGUGACUGCUCUAAGUCAAGGUGGAAUCUGUUGUGAUGAUCUUAUCAACCAGCAUUGCUUCUAUUGCACUCUGGUUUUCAGGAUGGUGCCUGCCCCUAAGCAGAUGUGAAUGAACAGCAGAAGCAACUUAUGAUUCCUGCAAAUGACGCCAGAGCACGUCGGCGGAGGGUUCUCUCUCUCCCAGAUCUGCGAGAGUGAUUUCCCAGUGAUUGCUUCGGCCGGUACAACCAGAGAAUAGGAGUCUUCUCUUCUUUUUGGACCACUAGAUGCCUCUCUGCACCACACUCUGCAGCGAGGGAAGAAGGGCGGAGCUUCUAGGAUGACGAUGGACAGUCCGCUGGGCAGGAUGAGGGCAGGGAGUGUGAUGUCGACACCACAAGGGCGCAGUGUGAACUUCCUCGUCUCCCUUCCCAGCCAGCUCUCAGCCUCCUGUAUCCACCAUGGUGUUUGGUGAGUUUUUCCAUCGCCACGGACAAGAUGAGGAACUUGUCAACCUGAACGUGGGGGGCUUUAAGCAGUCCGUCGACCAGAGCACCCUCCUGCGUUUCCCUCACACCAGGCUCGGGAAGCUGCUCACCUGCCACUCGGAGGAGGCCAUCCUGGAGCUGUGUGAUGACUACAGUGUGGCGGACAAAGAGUACUAUUUUGACCGGAACCCCUCCCUGUUCAGAUACGUGCUGAACUUUUAUUACACAGGGAAGCUGCAUGUCAUGGAGGAGCUGUGCGUGUUCUCCUUCUGCCAGGAGAUCGAGUACUGGGGCCUCAACGAGCUCUUCCUCGACUCCUGCUGCAGCAGUCGCUACCAGGAGCGCAAGGAGGAAAGCCACGAGAAGGACUGGGACCAGAAGAGCAACGAUGUGAGCACCGACUCCUCCUUUGAAGAGUCGACCCUGUUCGAGAAGGAGCUGGAGAAGUUUGACAAGCUGCGAUUCGGUCAGCUCCGGAAGAAGAUCUGGAUUCGAAUGGAAAACCCGGCCUACUGCCUGUCGGCCAAGCUCAUCGCCAUCUCCUCCUUGAGCGUGGUGCUGGCCUCCAUCGUAGCCAUGUGUGUCCACAGCAUGUCGGAGUUCCAGAACGAGGACGGGGAGGUGGAUGACCCCGUGCUGGAAGGCGUGGAGAUCGCGUGCAUCGCCUGGUUCACCGGCGAGCUCGCCGUCCGGCUGGUUGCUGCUCCCUGUCAAAAGAAGUUCUGGAAAAAUCCUCUGAACAUCAUCGACUUCGUCUCCAUUAUCCCCUUUUAUGCCACCCUGGCUGUGGACACCAAGGAGGAAGAGAGCGAGGACAUCGAGAACAUGGGCAAGGUGGUCCAGAUCCUCAGGCUUAUGAGGAUUUUCCGAAUUCUCAAGCUUGCCCGGCACUCGGUGGGACUUCGGUCCCUCGGGGCCACACUGAGGCACAGCUACCACGAAGUUGGGCUGCUGCUCCUCUUCCUGUCGGUGGGCAUCUCCAUCUUUUCUGUGCUUAUCUACUCUGUAGAGAAAGACGACCACUCAUCCAGCCUCACCAGCAUCCCCGUCUGCUGGUGGUGGGCCACCAUCAGCAUGACGACCGUUGGCUAUGGAGACACCCACCCUGUCACCUUGGCCGGGAAGCUUAUUGCCAGCUCGUGCAUCAUCUGUGGCAUCUUGGUGGUGGCCCUUCCGAUCACCAUUAUCUUCAACAAGUUUUCCAAGUACUACCAGAAGCAAAAGGACAUUGAUGUGGACCAGUGUAGCGAGGACCCACCAGAGAAGUGUCAUGAGCUCCCUUACUUUAACAUUAGGGACAUCUAUGCCCAGCGGAUGCACGCCUUCAUCACCAGUCUCUCUUCUGUGGGAAUCGUGGUGAGCGAUCCCGAUUCCACGGAUGCUUCAAGCAUUGAAGACAACGAGGAUGUUUAUAACAUGGCAUCCUUGGAGAACUGCACAGCAAAAUGAGCAGGGACGUUUGUGCCUGUAUCUUGUGCCCCUUCCCGAUGUUAGGUUAACACAGCUUUAUAAACCUCAAUGGGUUCGUUAAAAUCAUUUAAUUCUCAGGGUGUACUUUUUAGCCAUAGUCGGACAUUUCAUUGCUCUGAAAUGAUAGAAAUGUCUUUAUUUUUCUCAGUGAGGCGAAUUAAAUGCCUUGUUCUGAAAUUUAUUUUUUACAAGAGAGAGUUGUAAUACGAUUUUGGAAAAAAAAAGAGGUAAAUGGUAUUGGAUGGGACUUGUUGCUGUGGCUUCUGUAUCAUUCUGUGUUUAUCAUUUACUCACAUUGAGCUAAUUGUAAAUUACCGACAAGUAGAAUCAAAGGCCCAGCUGACUGAAGACUACAUGCAUGUAAGAUCCACAAGUGAGAAAAUGCAUGUAAAUCCAUGUUCAUGCUCUAGACAUGGAAUUUAGGAGCCUAAUAAACUGCCUAAUUCAGUACA